Caenorhabditis sp. 36 PRJEB53466 is the source of this 810-nucleotide messenger RNA. NCBI's taxonomy places the organism in Eukaryota, Metazoa, Nematoda, Chromadorea, Rhabditida, Rhabditidae. The record is from the annotation of a GenBank genome assembly.
AUGUCGGUCGAAAUGUCCGAACCGCUUUCUAAGCGGCCGUACUCCGCCACCAUCACCGACUCCCCUCCUCAAUCUACUACUACUACUUAUUCCGCUUCCGCUUCUGUGCCAUAUUCUGACUAUCGAAAGCUCCACGAUCACGUCGCUGCCCUCACCGACAUCGUCUCCGCGCUCCUCAAAGCCAUCGGGACCGGAGGAUCAAAACCACUCAAUGACAAGGUGAAAUCCCUCGUUCCGGUGAUCCCCUUGCUCCCAGACCUCUUGCCUCCGACGCCACUCAACCCGCCCGCCUUCUCUGCUCUCUCCUGCUCGACCACCGCCCCCACGUCAACCGCCUCCGCCCCGUCUGCUCUGGAACUGGCCAAGCAGGCCGCAACUCUCCUCGACAAAGCCACCCGUGCCGUGAUUGAAAGAUGCCCCGAUGACCACUCCGACUCCAACCAAGACCUCAAGGACACUGAAUUCGUUCAGUCCUUCGCCAAACGACACGGACUCCCGGUGCCCUCUUCUGCCUUCAGACACAAAUGCGCCAGCAAAUUCAGACCGAUGAAGAUCCAGUUCUCCUCCUCCUCCGACCGCGAUAGAUUCAUGUCUGGAUUCAAUCGAGCCAAGACCAACGACUCCUCCACCUCCUCUACCCAGCCACCUCUUCGCAUCCGUCGGGACCUCACCUCAGAAGAACUCGCAACCCUCCGCGCCUCCAGGAAACAUGUCUACGAUGAAAACCUAAAAGCCGGUAAAUCCAUUCUACUCAUGAACGAUAUCUCUUUCAAAACCAAUCCCCACCCUCGUGAUUUCCGUCCUUUUUAA